AUGACGACGUUGUGCAUCUCCUUCAUCGCCAACAAACCGAGGAUACGCACAUCGCCACGAAGCCUCAAAGCCGCCAACAUGUCGACGCUGGCUACCUUCAAGGUGCCCAAGGUGGUCAACGAGCCCAAUCAACACUAUGCCAACGGCUCUGCACAAAGAGCCGGCCUGACAGCUGCCAUUGAGACACUGCAGAAGGAAGGCGCCCUCGAGGUGCCUCUUGUCAUUGGCGGGAAAGAGAUCAAAACACCAUCAGGUGCAAAGCAGGUGAACCCGGCCGACCACAAGACGGUAGUUGCCGAGUACUCGCUGGCAACGCCCCAGCAUGUCACCACUGCCAUCGAGGCGGCCCUUGUGGCAAAGUCAGAAUGGGAGUCGCUGCCCUUCGCCGACCGGGCGGCCGUCUUCCUCAAGGCGGCGGAUCUGGUCAGUUCAAAGUACCGCUACGACCUGAUGGCCGCCACCAUGCUGGGCCAAGGCAAGAACGCCUGGCAGGCCGAGAUUGAUGCUGCUGCCGAGCUCUGCGACUUUCUGCGCUUCAACGUGCAGUUUGCCGAGGAACUGUACGCCCAACAGCCCUCCCACAACUCCCCUGGCGUAUGGAACCGCGUCGAGUACCGUCCGCUCGAGGGGUUCGUCUACGCUGUCAGCCCCUUCAACUUCACUGCCAUUGGCGGCAACCUACCCGCCGUGGCCGCGCUUAUGGGCAACGUCGUCGUCUGGAAGCCUAGCGACUUCGCCAUUUCUAGCAACUGGUUGCUGUAUAACAUCCUGAUCGAGGCCGGCCUGCCCCGGAAUGUCAUACAGUUUGUGCCGGGUAGCCCGGAGGAGGUGACCAAGGCCGUCUUGUCGCACAGGCAGUUUGCCGCUCUCCAUUAUACCGGUAGCACCGCUGUAUUCCGCAAGCUGUAUGGCCAGAUCGGAGCCGGCGUCGCCGAGGGCCGGUACCAGUCGUACCCUCGGAUCGUGGGCGAGACAGGCGGCAAGAACUUCCACCUGAUCCAUUCCUCGGCCGACGUUGAAAACGCCGUUGCGCACACGGUCCGCGGUGCCUUUGAAUACCAGGGCCAGAAGUGUAGCGCCACCUCGCGGGCAUAUGUUCCGGCAUCCAUCUGGCCACAGUUCAAGUCUCGCUUGAUCCAAGAGACGGAGAAGCUCAAAGUCGGCGACCCCUGUGACCACGGCAACUUUAUAGGGCCCGUCAUCCACACCGCCUCAUUCGAGAAGCUAUCUGGGGUGAUCGACGAGGCCAAGUCGGACAAGAAUCUCGAGCUCCUCACUGGAGGCACCUAUGACGACACUCGGGGCUUCUUCGUUCACCCAACUAUCUACCAGGCGCAGACUCCCGACCACAAACUCUUGUCGGCCGAGCUAUUUGGUCCGAUUCUGACAGUCUAUGUGUACGACGACAAGAAGGACCCGGUUGGCGCCUUUUCGUCCGUCUGCGAGCUCAUCGAUGCCACCUCAGACUAUGCUCUGACGGGAUCCAUAUUCGCCUCCGACCGCGCCGCGGUGCGAUUUGCAGAGGAGAAGCUCCGCAACUCGUCGGGUAACUUCUACAUCAACUGCAAAAGCACCGGCGCCGUGGUGGGACAGCAGCCGUUCGGCGGAAGCCGGGCGAGCGGCACCAACGACAAGAGCGGCAGCAUCAACAUCCUGGGCCGGUUCGUCAGCAUGCGGAGCAUCAAGGAGGAGUUCAACGCCACGGCCCAAGUGUCGUAUCCUAGCAACGAGAUUUGACCACAUCCGUGAACAUAAUUGCUUGGCUGUCCAUUAUGCUAAACAAAAGGGCGGAAGACGUGUUGAACAGGGCCGAGACAUUGCCGCCAGUCGCUAGUCACUGGAACCGAUGGCACGCGAAUGUGUAAGAUUCAGAAGGUGUCUCUUUCGAGGUACUAGACGGAUACUUUCGAGCCUUUUCCCGCCCAUCUUGUUUUCUGUCCGGCCCAAUUCUGAAUGAGUUUGCAUUCUGAUUUUGAUGGAGCAUAGCAACGCCUGCUGGAGUUUCUCUUCAUAGCUAUUUUUUUCCCCGGGGGAGUGGAUAAUGACAAGAAAAUAUAAUGCUCUUUUUUUUGGGACUUUGGUCUUUUUUCUUUCUUAACAUCCCGUCGAGUCUAAACAACAGGUGUGGCA
Messenger RNA from Lasiosphaeria miniovina, 2130 nucleotides. RefSeq names its product Aldehyde/histidinol dehydrogenase. The transcript has 4 exons. Gene Ontology annotation, cellular component: mitochondrial matrix. Gene Ontology annotation, molecular function: L-glutamate gamma-semialdehyde dehydrogenase (NAD+) activity. The record is from RefSeq and is a predicted model, not a curated record. Bases 1 to 1737 code for a protein of 578 amino acids. NCBI's taxonomy places the organism in Eukaryota, Fungi, Ascomycota, Sordariomycetes, Sordariales, Lasiosphaeriaceae.